Molecule: messenger RNA, 3574 nt
Organism: Malaclemys terrapin pileata
Lineage: Eukaryota; Metazoa; Chordata; Testudines; Emydidae
Product: cytochrome P450 1B1-like
Exons: 1
Coding region: 421-2010 (529 amino acids)
Biological process (GO): progesterone metabolic process; hormone biosynthetic process
Molecular function (GO): steroid 17-alpha-monooxygenase activity; heme binding; iron ion binding
Source: RefSeq, a predicted model, not a curated record
GCAGAGCUGAGAGAGGGAUCUUAGAGAAGGUUAACACAGGACGGGACUGAAAUUACUAGGCAAAGACACAGACAAAAAAAAAAAAAAGCGCUCUCUGGUACAGAGUCUCAAGGAUCAACCUGACAAAGCAAUUUGAAGAAACUCAUUCGCUCAAGCAAAAACUAUAGGAACUCAGGAUGAGACUAUGAGACCCUGGAAACUGCGGAGGGAUCUAUAGGCUGAGAGGAGAUUUACUGGGUGUCCAAGCUCAAUAAGGAGCCAUCUCCCGGGGAGCGCACAAGGGAGGUUCCUAGACGGUUCAGGUGCUGAACUAGUGACCGGCUGGACUGAAGAGAUUUCCCCCCAGAUAGUUUGGGGUCACGAGAGGCUCCCUAGACUUUUCCCCAGGCCGGGACCCAGAGUCUGGGCGGGAUCAGCGCUAUGGCCACGGGAGGGGAGAGCAGCGGCGGCAGCCCUGGGGAGCCAGCCCCCUGGCUCAAGGACACGGUCCGGCCCGCCCUGCUCCUCGCCAGCGCCUUCUUCCUCUGCCUGUGGGCGAGGAGGCGCCUGAGGCCGCAGAGCGGGAGCCCGCCGGGUCCCUUCCCCUGGCCCCUGGUGGGGAACGUCCUGCAGCUGGGCCGCCUGCCCCACCUCACCUUCUGCAAGAUGGCCCAGCGGUACGGCGACGUCUUCCAGCUGCGGCUGGGUCGGCGGGCCGUGGUGGUGCUCAACGGUGAGGCCGUCAUCCGCCAAGCCCUGGUGCGGCAGGGCUGCCAGUUCGCCGGCCGGCCCGACUUCCCCUCCUUCCGCCUGGUGUCAGGCGGCCGGAGCAUUGCCUUCGGCCGCUACAGCGAGCAGUGGCGAGCCCACCGCCGCCUGGCCCACGCCAGCCUGCGGGCUUUCUCCACCGCCAGCGGCCGCAGCCGGCAGCUCUUCGAGCAGCACGUGGCGGCAGAAGCGCGGGAACUGAUCCGGGGCUUCCUGCGGCGGGGCGCCGGCGGCGCCUACUUCGACCCGUGCCCGCUGUUCACGGUGGCCAACGCCAACGUGAUCUGCGCCCUGUGCUUCGGCCAGCGCUACAGCCACGACGACGGCGAGUUCCGGGCGCUGCUGGGCCGCAACGACAAGUUCGGGCAGACGGUGGGCGCGGGCAGCCUGGUGGACGUGCUGCCCUGGCUCCAGGCCUUCCCCAACCCCGUGCGCCGCGUCUUCCGCGACUUCCAGGCGCUCAACCAGGAGCUGCACGACUUCGUUAGGGCCAAGGUCGCCCAGCACCGGGGCACCUACGACCCGCGGCUCACCCGGGACAUCAGCGACGCCGUCAUCGGUAAGAUCGAGCAGGGCGGCGGCGGGGCGCAGGAGGGGCUCAGCCGGGACUACGUGGAGGGCACCAUGACCGACAUCUUCGGGGCCGGCCAGGACACCACCUCCACCGCCCUGUGCUGGGUCCUGCUGCUGCUGCUCAAACACCCGCACCUCCAGCGCCAGCUGCAGGCUGACCUGGACCGCGUGGUGGGGCGGGACCGGCUGCCCACGGCCGAGGACCGCGGCUGCCUGCCCUACCUGGAAGCCUUCAUCUACGAGACGCUCCGCUUCAGCAGCUUCGUGCCAGUUACCAUCCCGCACGCCACCACCGCCGACGUGGUACUCCAGGGCUUCCGCAUCCCCAAGGACACGGUGGUCUUCGUCAACCAGUGGUCGGUCAAUCACGACCGGCACAAGUGGAAGGACCCCCACCUCUUCAACCCGGCCAGGUUUCUGGACGGAGAGCAGAAGCUGGACAAGGACCUGACCUGCAGCGUCAUGAUCUUCUCCAUCGGCAAGAGAAGGUGCAUCGGCGACCAGCUCUCCAAGCUGCAGAUCUUCCUCUUCACCGCCAUCCUCCUGCACCAGUGCACCUUCGAGGCCAACGCGGCCGAGCGGCUCACCAUGGACUGCAUCCACGGGCUGGCCCUCAAACCUCUGCCCUUCACCGUCUCGGUGAAAAUGAGAGACACCCCUCAGAGCUGCCGGGCUGGGGAUGCCCAGUGAAGAACCACCCUACUCCGAGCCCUCUGGGAGCACCCUGCUUGCUGCGCUGGGCAUGCCAGCUCGCCCUGCCUACACUCAAGAGCAGAUCUCUCCCAAUGGGAACGCUCUCUGUAUAGCUUUAGGUAAGAUCAUUGCUUGUAUGAGGGGUUUUCUCCCCCGCGCAGUUACUCCCUUUCCCAGGAAAGUCAGAAGCCCUUCGCGGUGAAUUUUUGUUACCAUUUUUGAAAGCCUCCAGCCGGUAAGGAGGGAACAGAAAGCCCCCUUCUGCCCGCUGCUCCCCACCAGCCUUCUUGCUCAGUUCUGUCUGCUCCGUGUUAGGUCAUCUCUGACUCCGAUGCAGUUUCAUUCCAUUUCCGAUUGGUAGUGACAGCAUGUGAAGCCAGAGGCGAUCUUAACAUAGCUCCUACUGCCAAGUGAGCUGUAGUUACCUUGAUGCUGCCUUUUUGCAGGUCCGGAGUCUCAGCGAUUUUCGCUUUCUAGAGAUCAGACGUUUCCGAUCUCUGGCUGCACAGGGGAAGUCCUUCAACCUGGCUUCUGUAUGUGGCAGAGGUUUGAGCAGCAAGCUUAGCCUGAAGGCAAGAAGGAUUGAGAAAAGAAGCGCUGUCUCUGCUAACUUCCCUGAAUUAUUGUUGACAUAAAAGGGUCGGCGUAUUCGCACUGCCCCUUAUUAAAACUUCAGAGCCUUACAACAGCUCAUAGCAAGAAGUGAAGGGAUCUAGAUUAAUAAUGAUUUAUUCCACGUAAAGCAGACCAUGGGAGUGUAAACCACCUGUUAAAUGUACACUAACCCCGCUAGAACUGCAUAAACAAACCUACUAGCAGGCAGUCGGGUACUCACCUGCCCUAAUUAUUUGCAUUCCGAUGCAGACAAUGAGGUAUAAUUUUCCCCUCCCCGGAGUCUAAAUUUAAUUCGACCGGGUAUUAAAUGGUUAAUACGAUUUACCGGGAGCCUUGCAAGAAGUUGUGUUCAGGAGUUGACACUGUGACAUUAACUUUGGCACGAGAUCAGCAUCUCCAUUAUGCAUAUAAACAGCCCAAGCACAAGCUUGGGUUGCCUUCAGAUUGCAGCCUCUCCGUACAAAGAGUGUCUUGAUUGUUUCCUGCGGGGCGGACAAAGUAAAUUUGGCAGAGCCUGUCGGGGUUUUAAACGCUUCACUAACGAAUGCAAGGAGGUGAAAGUCAUCCUUGUUGAACGCCACAGCAGACUGCCAGGUUUUGCCUUCCGCUGAGUCAAUCCUUGGGGAACAAGUGUGUGUCUAGCUUGUCCUGAGUUACUCUCUGAGCAGGAGGAGAAUUCAAGCUGAGUAGCACUUCCUUCCCGGCAGCUUUCGCCUCUGCCUGGCAAACCCAGAGCUUGGAGAGCCUUUAGCUUAUCUAGAUAGCGCUGCAUACUCGCUGAUAUUUUCCACUCUCUCUCCCACUACGAUUAAGCUUUGGACACAAAUACAUUUGUCUAUGGUGCUUCUCUGAGUUAUUCUUUUGUAAUAUGAAUGAUUUCCAUUUUAAUUCAUGGAAUAACAAAAUGUGACUGUCCCUUCUCAAUAAAAUAUCUUUGGCACAAAUG